Messenger RNA from Drosophila persimilis, 3091 nucleotides. RefSeq names its product protein MCM10 homolog (gene Mcm10). The record is from RefSeq and is a predicted model, not a curated record. NCBI's taxonomy places the organism in Eukaryota, Metazoa, Arthropoda, Insecta, Diptera, Drosophilidae. Gene Ontology annotation, molecular function: single-stranded DNA binding; DNA replication origin binding. Gene Ontology annotation, biological process: DNA replication initiation; DNA replication. The transcript has 2 exons. Gene Ontology annotation, cellular component: replication fork protection complex; nucleus. Bases 55 to 2382 code for a protein of 775 amino acids.
UUUUCAGAAAGUUUUUAUAAAUAACGUGAUUGCAUAGUAGGCAGACCAAAUCAAAUGAGUCCAGCAAAUGUAUCAAAGCCAGACCUUAGCAUCGAUGAGGAAGACGAGAUAUUGGCACUGGAAAAACUGCUGGGCGAGGCGGAAAACGAUAAUGCAGAGACAGCACCAACACCAGCAGCAAAAUCGGUAGCUGCCGCACCACGGCUGCGGGAAGACAGCAGUUUCGCCAAUGCGUUCAGCUUUGAGAAGACCGUGAAGCCCGCCGCAAAAUCAACGGCAGAUGACAAGGCCACGCCCAAAGAGCCGGAGCUCGAUUCAUCCGAUGACGAGGAAGUGAAGAACUUCUUAGAAAGGAAGUACAACGAAUAUGGCACUGAUAUCAACAAGACGCUCAAACAGCAGCGGGAAAGCGCCCACGAGUCGAAGGUGGCGCGGGAGGUGGAUCAAGACAUCAAGACCACCAAGUUUAUUAGCUCAACGCCGCAGCCGCUCAAGAAUCCACACAAUCCCAUAAAGCGGCAGGGCCCGGCGAGCAGUACAUUUCAAAGGCCAGUGUCAGCAGCCGCCUCCAAUCCCUCCACUCCACAGCAACCAGUCUCGGCGGUCUAUACGGAUCCCGUGUUCGGAUUGCGGAUGAUCAAUCCGCUGAUCUCCAGCACAUUGCUGCAGGAGCGCAUGGGGGGACGUAAGGCUGUGCCAUUCUCGGGCGUGGCAUAUCACAUAGAGCAGGGCGAUCUGGCCAAGGAUUGGGUCUUGGCUGGCGCCUUGGUCUCGAAGCAGCCUGUGAAGAACACGAAGAAAGGUGAUCCAUACUCCACUUGGAAGCUGUCGGACCUGCGCGGCGAGGUCAAGACGGUUUCCAUAUUUCUCUUCAAGGAGGCCCACAAGACGCUGUGGAAAACUGCCGAGGGCAUGUGCCUGGCUGUGCUCAAUCCAACCAUAUUUGAAAGGCGGGCAGGCAGUAGCGAUGUGGCCUGCCUCUCCAUCGACUCGUCGCACAAGGUUAUGAUCCUUGGUCAGUCCAAGGAUCUGGGCACCUGUCGGGCAAACAAGAAGAACGGAGACAAGUGCACAGCCAUUGUCAAUCUGUCCGAAUGCGAUUAUUGUGUGUUCCACGUGAAGGCUGAAUAUGGAAAGAUGUCCAGGCGCUCGGAAUUGCAAUCGGCCACCGCGGGACGUGGUCUAAACGAGCUGCGCAACAAAGUGCUGGGCAAAACGGAGGUCUUCUAUGGAGGACAAUCGUUCACGGCCGUUCCGGCCAAGAAAAGCUCAAAGCUUAUCGCUAAGGAACGCGAUCGUCUGAGCAAGCUGGCUGGCUAUGAUGUUUCGCCUUUUGCCCACACCGUUGACCAUGUCGCGAAGCCUCGGACCGACACACCACAGAAUGUGCCGUACGCAGAACGAGGUGGUCCCGUAUCCAGGAUGGCCGGGGGUGUUGAGGCUUCUUCAAAGCAAAGGCUUCAAGAUCUCGAGCGAGUGCGUCUGUUGAAAGCUGAAAACGAUCGAUUCGAGAAGGAGUCCAAAGGCAAUGUCCUCGGUGGAGUCGCCCCGGGCACACCCACAGCUAAAGCUACACCAACCCCCGGGACACCAACUACCCCCAGCAGCGUGCCGGACAAGUUCAAGAAUCGCGGAUUCUCCUUUGAUGCCAACUUGACGCCCAAACUUUCUGGCAGCGAGAAUUUCAGCCUUGAGGUCAACAUCGGUGCUCGACAAGCGGCGAGCGCAAAGCUGAGAGCGGCUGCCCUGCUGAAAAAGAAGCCGCUGGAGAAAGUCAAUCCAAACUCCACUCGCGGCUCAGAGACGGGCAAGCGGCGAGCCAUCGAUGACCUAAACGAAAAGUUUUCCACCAGCGCCAAGAGGCAAAAGAUCGACGAGGACGAGCGCGAGCUGAUGCGCAAGUCGCGUAUCGAGCGGAUAAUGGCGGCCACGUCGUCGCAUACGAAUCUGGUGGAGAUGCGUGAGCGCGAGGCCCAGGAGGAAUACUUCAACAAGCUCGAACGCAAGGAGGCCAUGGAAGAGAAAAUGCUAGGUACCUUCAAAAUGCCCUGCAAGGCGGUCAUCUGCCAGCAGUGCAAGUACACCGCCUUCUCGGCGGCCGAUCGCUGUAAGCAGGAGAGGCAUCCCCUGAAGGUAGUCGAUGCCGAGAAGCGAUUCUUUCAAUGUAAGGAUUGCGGCAAUCGCACCACCACCGUCUUUAAGUUGCCUAAGCAGAGCUGCAAAAGCUGCAAGGGUUCGCGCUGGGAGCGGGCGGCAAUGAUACGGGAGAAGAAGGUCUGCACUGGCCGGGAGUCCCUCUCGGUGCGUGGCGACGAGGAGACCUUCCUUGGCAGCGUAGCCAGCAGCGCCAGUCUCAAUCUCCUGGUACCCGCGGAGGAGUGAUAAAUAUUAUGUGAGUUUUGCGCAUACGAUUUAGUUGUUUUAUUUGGAAGUUUUACAUAAAUAUUAGAUUAGAUUUUAUGCAAUACGUACAAUUAUUUACAGUCCCUUAAAUGAUUCGUAGAUAAAUAAGUACAAAGGUUUCAAUAGCUAAAUAUUUAAAUGCGAAUGUGUGAGAUUGUUUGGUGGUUUUGGUGCUGGAAUAUUUGGGCAUUCUCUAGCAGUACCAAGCGUACCCUUAAUUGGAAUAAAUUGUAUGGUUCUAUGAUGGUUAAUGACCUAAAUGAAUAUAAUAAUUUUUUAAACAUGUGUUAUGACACGAUUGCUAAGACCCCCCCAUUCAUAAGCUGAGCUUAAGCUUCAAUAAGGGAACUCUUUGAAUAACUUGACCAUGAAAAUGGAUCAAAUGUAAAUUAAUAUUUUAAAGCAGCGAUGGAGCACACUUUUUAAAUCUGGGAGCAAUCUAGCACAAACAGCAAAAAUUCUCUUAAGCACACAGUUUGUACAUAUUUUGUUUUUGGAUUCUCGGUCUCAGUUUCGUUAGCGCACAUGCAUGUAUUUUGUUUUUGCAUUCUCAAGCAUUCCCUUGCAUUCUUCCUUAUUUGUUUGAGCUCUCGAAGAAUAGACGUGACGUGACCACAGCUGCUUUAAGGACAUUUUAUAUGAAGAAAAUUCUUUCUCUUAUGUUUGGAAUACAAAUUCCGUUUGAAGA